Catharus ustulatus (Swainson's thrush) is the source of this 2396-nucleotide messenger RNA. It is a transcript of the gene FYB2, whose product is annotated as FYN binding protein 2. The record is from RefSeq and is a predicted model, not a curated record. Gene Ontology annotation, biological process: protein localization to plasma membrane; T cell receptor signaling pathway; integrin-mediated signaling pathway. The transcript is spliced from 19 exons. Lineage: Eukaryota; Metazoa; Chordata; Aves; Passeriformes; Turdidae. Gene Ontology annotation, molecular function: protein binding. Gene Ontology annotation, cellular component: plasma membrane.
AUGGAGUAAGGCAGAAGAAUUCCAGGAGGGGAACAGGCAGUGCUUUCUCUCAGCUGUCCGGUGUGCCAUAUCCUGAGUGGGGAAGGUGGGACUGACUUCAAAGCCCUGCGAGCAAAAUUUCAGAAUGACCCCGACUUGGCCAACAAGCUGGGGCAGAAACCUGCCAUGGAGAUCCCCCCCAAGCCUGGCUCUGCAGGGAACACCAGGUCCAGCCCUCUGCCCCUGGCCAAGAGAGAGGUGAAAGCGCCCAAACCUGCCCAUCCCACCCAGCACAGCCCCAGGGACACAGGGCUGAGUGCCCCCAAGAGCAGCUCAGAAAAGCUGUCCUGUGGCACUGACCUGCAAGGAUCAAACCAAACAUCUCCAGAGCACCCUCAGCUCCCAGAUUCUUUCCAGCACGUCCUGCAGAUCUGGGAGGAGACUUUAUCCCGCAAGGAGAGAACAAAUCCAAGGAUCCCAGCCCAGAGGGCAGCAAACCCAGCUGCUGCUGGCAGGGACAGGAUCCCAGCCCCUGGAAGCUCCCAGAGGAAGGAUGCUCUGCAGGGCAGUGGGAUUGCUCUUCCUCAGGCUCCCAGAGGACACAGGAGCUCUGAUGGAGCAGAGGGUGUGGUGGCACCAAGAGAGCUCCACAAAGGUAUGGUGAGUAUAACUAAUGAUCCUACGUGGAUUUUUGCUUAAAUCAGGGCUAAUUGCUGCCUGUCCUUGUGCUUCUCUGGAGCAGGAAAAUGGUCUUACAGCCCUGGGAGCAAGUGGCCGAGGAUUAAACCUCUCCCUUCAGCUGAAUCCCUGGGUCCAGCCCCUGGGAAGCCUCCAAGACCCCCAAAGGUUGAUCUCAGUGCUUUCCACAGCACCAUGCCUUUGGUCCACAGAGGAAAUGAAACAACUGCUGGAGAAGAGGAUUACCUGACCCCUGAAAGUGCUCAGCUUGAAGAGCAGAAUAAUUAUGAAGAAACCCCGAUGUACCUGAACCAGUCUGGGGACACCACAACCUUGUGUGUCAUUGAAGUACCUAAGGCAGAGCCUCAAAAACACAAGAAACAGAAGAUUUUUCCAUUUGCCAAAUCCAGUCCAGAAAGAGCUCAAACAGAGGAUGAAAAAGAGGCAAAACCAAGUCAUGAAAGAACAAAACUGGAAGAGAACAAAAUUUUCAAGACAGGUGGGGAGGAGCACAGGUCUCCCACCAGCCAUGCCCAGGCAGAGGGCAGAGGUGGGAUGAAGGUUCUGCAAGGGAAGCAGGAUGUGACCAGUCCCCAAAGUUCAACCCAUCCCACCCCAGCAGGGCUGGCAAAAGGCAGAGCAGAGCACUGGCCCAGCCUGGGUGUUGGUGCUCCAAAGGCAGAAGGAGCAGCCUUGGACCAAAGCCCUUGGCAGGCACCAGAGGUCAUCUAUGACGAUGUUGAGGAGCUGCAGGGCAGACUCCACGGCUCAGAUGCCUCAAGUUCCUUCACUUCAGACAGCAUUUCAGGAAACAGCUACGAGGAGACAUAUGAAGAUGUUGAGAUUGGGGGUGACAACCCAGCAAAAACAGAAACAGAAAAACAAAAGAGAUUUGGAAACCUGUUCAAGAUAGAAAAGUUGAAGCUGAACAAUUUCAGGCUCAAGGACAACCUAAGACUGGUUUCCAUUUCAGUACCAAAUUUAGCAGCUGUCUCCCAGGAGGACAGCGUGUAUGAUGAUGUCGAGGUGGGGCAGAGAGAGACCAGAGGGAAGGAUGAGAAGGGCAAAGUCUGGAUGCCAAAACUUCGGAUGGUGAAGGAGUCCAAGGACAAAAGGAGAAGCGUCGAUGAUGUGGAGAGAAAUAUCUUCAAAUUCAAGAAGAGCAGUGAAGAAAAGAACAAGAAGAUGGAUGAAGAAGAGAAGUUCUUUCGAGAGACGUUUAUGUACCACCAGGAGAUCCGUGUGCUCAGCAGGGCCAGGGCGGAGCGCUCGGUGCCCAGCCAGCGGCGUGCUGACCUGCCGCUCACAGCUGGGGAACAGCUGGAUGUCAUCGCCGCGCCGCACGGCCACGCCGUCAUCUGCCGCAACAGCCAGGGCAGAUAUGGGUACGUUCUGGUGGAGCACUUGAGCUUCAGGUAAGCUCAGCUUUUUAUUUAUGAUGAUGCAUGUUUUCCUCUCUUUCCUGUGUGCAGAUAUCUGGAGAAAUGUACUUAAAACUUCUGAAGGCAGGGGGAGUUAAUGUAAACAGCCAGUAUUCAAUAAGUAUUUCCAGUUUUGCUCUGCUGCUGGACAAGUUUCCAGUCCAACUGCAGCUAAAAAAAGCCCCAUCCAGUCAUGACUUGUAUGAAUUGGAGAUUCCUGACUUGCCUUCAGAUAUGCCAAAUUAAUCCACAUCUGCUGCAAACAUGGGCCACUCCGUGUGCCUUGCCUUGCCAAAACACGCCCUUAAAUUCCCUGCU